This is a messenger RNA of Umbelopsis ramanniana AG, 2808 nucleotides long. RefSeq lists its product as uncharacterized. Gene Ontology annotation, biological process: proteolysis; peptide metabolic process. The record is from RefSeq and is a predicted model, not a curated record. The transcript has 6 exons. Lineage: Eukaryota; Fungi; Mucoromycota; Umbelopsidomycetes; Umbelopsidales; Umbelopsidaceae. Gene Ontology annotation, molecular function: metalloendopeptidase activity. The coding region runs from base 70 to 2400 and encodes 776 amino acids.
CAAAAGUGACAGCGUUUUUGACAAGUCAGACUCCUCACUUUUUGACUUGCUACAUUGUACCUGAACGACAUGCUACGACAAGGCAUUGCUAGGAUCUCCUCUAGACAAGUGCGCAACCUCACACCAAGUGUGAAUCGCAUAGCGUUUAACGCUGCAAAACACACACCUACCAAAGCGCCUGGCAUCAUAUUCCAAGCGGUUCGCGCCAUUGGCAGCACGGCUAGUGCUCCAAAGCAGCUCCUACCGAAGCAAUUAGUCAUGCCGUCUCGAGCAUUUGCAACCCAAGUGUCCGAAAACCCCUUUUUGAACUGGCAGCUGUUUCCUGAUUUCCAGAAUCUGCUCACCCAGUGCAAGCCAGCUACCGCUAUUCCCAUAUUUGAGAAGUUUCUGGACAACGCUGAGCAACAGUUCAAGCAAUUGGAGACUAACUUCAAACCCACUUGGGAGGGAUCCAUUGGCCUUGUCCAAAAAUUGGAAGACGACAUUAGCAGAGCGUAUGGUAUUUUAGCUCACUUCAAUGGAGUUAAAAAUUCAGAUGACAUUAGACAAACUUUAGAGGCUCUGCAGCCCAAGAUUGUCAAACUGGGUUUGCAACUUAAUCAAUCGCUUCCAAAGUACAAUGCUCUACUCGAACUCAGAGAAACUGCAUCCUCGUGGAACGCGCUAGAUGCCACGCAAAAGCGCAUUGUAGAGCAAACUUUGCGUGAUAUGAAACAUGCUGGUGUAGGAUUUGCCCCCGGUUCACCAGAGAAAAUCCGCUUCAACGAAAUUCGAGAACGUCUAUCUAAACUAUCGCUUACGUUUGGCAACAAUGUUCUUGAUGCCACCAAAGCUUACAAAGAAGUGGUUGACAAGUCUCACUUGUCUGGAUUAUCCGACAAAUUUCUAGAAACUCUAUCCAAAAAUGCCAAGCGUUUGGGAAUUGAACACGAAGGUGCAUAUUGCAUUACGUUGGAUUUUCCCAUUUAUGGGCCUUUCAUGCAAAACUGUAGCAACCGAGCUCUACGAGAAAAAGUUUACCUAUCUAAUAUUGUAAAGGCAUCAACGGGAAAGGUCAAUAACGAGCCCAUCAUCAACGAGAUUUUGGCACUUCGGCAAGAAGAGUCUGAGCUCCUUGGCUACAAGACCUAUGCUGACCUCUCCUUGUCGGUAAAAAUGGCUCAGAGUGUUCCGGCGGCUGAGGAGCUACUGGACAGGCUUUUUGACGCUUCUGUCAACCCUGCUAAAGCCGAGUUGUCUAAACUUACUGAUUAUGCUGCUGAAAUUGGACACCCUACUCCCCUCGCUGCAUGGGACAUCUCCUACAUCUCGGAGCAAUAUCGCAAGCAUUUAUUCAAGUAUGAUGAAGAGACCAUUGCACAGUAUUUUGCACUCCCAAAAGUUUUGGAUGGUCUAUUCACUGUCGCUAGUGAAGUUCUUGGUGUUGAUGUAGAAGAAAUAGAUGCGGCCGAACAACGAGCGAUGGGCAUCACAACUUGGCAUAAGGAUGUCAAGGUCUUCAAAGUCACCGAAGGUGAAGAAGUGCGAGCCUACUUCUAUGGAGACUUUUACUCCCGUCCUGAAGAGAAACGCAGCGGUGCUUGGAUGGAUACAGUUACUACUCGAUCAAAGGAUAAGAAUGGAAGCGUACGCAUCCCAGUUGCAUACUUGAUUUGCAACCAACCUGCUCCCGCGUCUGCUGAUGAACCGUCUUUGAUGAAAUUCAGAGACGUUGAGACAUUGUUCCACGAGUUUGGUCAUUGUCUACAACACAUGCUCACGACGGUUGACUACCCUCAAGCGUCAGGUAUCAAUGGUGUGGAAUGGGACUUUGUCGAGGUGGCAUCGCAGUUUAUGGAAAACUUCUGCAACGAACCUGAAUGGCUUAACAAGCACACUGGACAUUACAAAACGGGCGAGCCUAUGGAACAAGGGAUGGUUGAUGCUCUGAUCAAGAACCGAGAAUUCCUAAGUGGUUUAGCAACUUUACGUCAGAUUCACUUCUCCAAGACCGAUCUCUUCCUCCAUGCUUAUUUCAAUCCACCAAAAAGCUCCAGUGACAAGAGUGUGUUUGACGUGGAAGCAGAGCUCGCAAAGAAGACAGUACUUUACCCUCGUGUUCCCGAGGAUCGCUUCCUCUGUAGCUUUAGUCACAUAUUUGGUGGAGGCUAUGCUGCUGGAUAUUAUAGUUACAAGUGGUCCGAAACCUACUCUGCUGAUGCUUACGCAGCAUUUGAGGAAGCUAUGUCAAAGGAUGGACAAAAGGGUGUUCGGGAGGAAGGAAAGUUAUACCGCGAUACUGUCCUUGCUUUAGGUGGCGGUACCCCUCCCCAGGAUGUAUGGAAGAUGUUCCGUGGUAGACCCGAGGUGAACAUUGACGCUUUACUUCGUCAUUCAGGCUUGUUGUCCACCUCCAAAUAAAAUCAGUUGAAUGUGUUGAACAUCAGUAGGCCCAAUAGGGUGAACCUGAAUUUUGCAAUAAUCCACAAUUUAUACAUGAAUAUAGAGUCUACUUUAUCCUCUAGACAAUAUUUUUAUAUUUUGAAACAUCUGCCUUCUUGUGGUUCUACUGUACAAUGAAUUGUUUUUGACCGUUUCUUUUCAAUCCAAAAAAAAAAAAAAGCAACAUUAAAUUAAGCUUUUGUCUGUCUCUAGCAUUCAAUAUUUGAUGGGAAAAAAAUAUAUAACAUCUAUGUACCGUUUACUAUGACAUUUGUACACACUGGUAACUAGGGAAUACCAGUUCAUCAUCCAAUAUUUUGCGCAAUUGAUCAAUAAUGAAGCGUUCAAUCUUGUUUACGUUUUUGAGCACUGCCAAGGAAAACAGCA